Triticum dicoccoides is the source of this 1215-nucleotide messenger RNA. RefSeq lists its product as uncharacterized. NCBI's taxonomy places the organism in Eukaryota, Viridiplantae, Streptophyta, Magnoliopsida, Poales, Poaceae. Bases 470 to 775 code for a protein of 101 amino acids. The record is from RefSeq and is a predicted model, not a curated record. The transcript has 5 exons.
AGAUACGGAGUACGCAGUCAGAGAAUCUCGUUCAUUCUGCUUGUCUGGUUCGGACAGGUGUCUAGAUCUGUGGCGUCUCUUACUUUCUGGUGGGGAUUUUGGGUCGCGCGGCAAUUUUGUGGAUUUCUCCGCCAGUCUCUCUCUACUUCAGUUGCCUCGCCGUCUGGCGUUAGCAGGCUGGACAUGCGCAUGGAUCUGGCGUCGCCGUCCAGACGUAUGUCCAGAACCGGCAGAUGCGCCCUGUUGGCCGUCUGUUGGCCGGCACAUGCGCAUGGAUCUGGCGUCGCCGUCCAGCCGUAUCUCAGGUGUCUGGCGGGCAUGGAUCCGCCGUGACCAUCAAUUCCGAUGGCAGAUGGGUUCGUGAUGGUCGGAUCCGUCGACCUUGACGGCGUGCAGGAACGGGGCGCCCAGAGACGUCGAUGGCGUGGUUGGGCUAGGAGAGAAUCCCGACGAGGGUCUUGACCACUACAUGGAUAUUCCGGCUACUGCCAGACUCGAGGUUCCCACCAACAACUCCGGGCCACAGGGUCUUGACCACCACGUGGAUAUUCCGGCUACUGGCAGCCACGAGGUUCCCACCAACAACUCCGGGCCGCAGGGUGUUGGCCACCUCGUGGAUAUUCCGGUUACUGGCAGCCUCGAGGUAACCAACAACAACUCUGGGCCACAGGAUGGCAACUACGCCAACGACUGUAAGCUGGCCGCUUUUGGUGGUCUUGCUGACUGCGCGACAGCUGUCGCAGCUCUCAUGUACAAACCCCCGAGCAGCGGCUAGCCCGUGUAUCCCGUGGUGGCAGGAAUCGUCACUGUCGCCGGCGUGGCAGAGAUAGUGGCCGCAGGCUAUGUCGCAUGUGACAUCCGCAGGCGUGGCGCUGCUGGGAGGAAGAUCCUAUAUGUGUCCGUGUUUAUGCUCGUGCUCGGCAUCGCGGUUGACAUCUUUGCCUACACGCGCAAGUGAGCAAGAAGCCAAGAACCAAUCGACGCCUGCAUGAUGUCUGUGGCAGGAAUAAUAACUAGUGUACACUUGCAUCUUUAUCACCUGAUACUGUGCUUGCCUGGGUUCGUACGAGUGUACUUAGAUGGGUCUGCAGAUUACGUUUCUGUAUUUCUGUCAAACCAUGACACGUUUACUUUGUCGAUGUGUGUGCACUUUGUACUCAUUGCGGCUGUAUUACCUCAGUGCGACAUUUGAGUUAAUAAUAUCCCUUUCAUUGA